GAGCUGAGAGCAUGUGGGAUCGGGCUAUUUAGAGGUAAUGCUGAGCAAGAGAAAGAUCCCCCGGCUGCAAUGGCAUGAACUUCACGACUUGCAGGUCUCCAAAGCGCACUUGAAGUUAUUGGCAAAAAAACGGCAACGAAAAUGGACAUAAUGGAAAAAAUCGAUGUGGAUAACCAAAUGACUAUAUUGCGAGAUGCAGUGAUGGAAGAGGGAGCGCAGCCUAUAGAGGACGAGGUCGAGGAUUUAAGUAACAGUUUGAGAGAAAUAGUCCAGGAUGAGGCAGUGAAGCCUAAACUGCACUGUCUGAUGAUGGACCCGGCCUUCUCCAUGGUUACAAUGCAGAGUGAGGACAGCGGGAUUGUCUGGGAGACAGCGUCCAGUCGCUGCUCCACCCCCUGGGCUUCAGAAUUCAGUUUUGCUCCCCCAGAACCGUGCCACAGCCUGGUUCCCAAACAUUCUGGAGCUCCAAGUUCCGAAACAGCAGGCAAGAUCAUCUUCAUAAUGGACGAGGACCACAUGAUCAGGAGGAAGAAGAGGAAGCGGAACAAAGCGGAAGAGAAAGUAAUGAACCAACCAGUUCUGCCAGAACCUGAAAGGCCAGCCAUGGUGGAGAUCUCUCUUCCCAAUACGAGAGUGGAGGAAGAGAGUGUGGUCGAUGAAAAGAAAGAUCCAAAAGAGGAGGGCAGCCAGCGCUUGUUCUGCCUACUCUCAGAGGGAUCUGAGAUUCUGAAUAUCAUUGCGCCACCAAAGAUAUUCACAGUGGACGAGGAGGAGAGCAAAGAGCUGACGGAUAACUUGUCUUACCUCGAAGAGACUCCUGUCAUAAAAGCCAAAGACAUCACUGAAGAACCUUACACUGAGGAGACCCAAACAGAGAACCUCCAAGCAGCUGUCCAGGCAGUACCAGAACCAGUUAUGCCAAUACCCAUCAAGCCAGCACGAAGAGGAGCGACUAGUGAAGACUACUUUGAGAAGUUCACGCUGUUGGACCAUCAGGCACCAUCUGUGGCUCCUCCACUAGAAGCUAUCCAUGAUCCUGAGAUCAUAACUGAGCAGGCAGCAGAUGAGACUAAAGACAAAGCUGUUGCGACAAAGCCAGCAGUUGAACUUUCAGCUGACUCAGUGUCUCUCAGUGAGCUGGAGAUCACAAGUGAACAUGUGGAUGAGGUGUUUUACGGUGGUGGAAGCGAUCCAAGCAGGCAAAGCCUGCCCAAGGAUGGCACAAAUAAAGAAGGGGAUGUGCCAAAGUCACCCUUAAAGGAAAGUGGGUCUGCCUUGUUUGGUAGCCAGGAGUCAAUCCUGACUCCGAUCUUCCUCCCAGAAGGACCUCCGAAAAUCAUAGACCCUAACCUGCUGGAGGAGCCAAAAGCCAUGGCGUUUAUGUACUCAGAUCUGUACGCAGAUGCAGUAGGAACCAGACAGAAGCAGGAUGACACAGAGAGCUUGACCUCUGAAAAGUCCUUUCACAGUCAGCAGUCUGAUUUCGAGGACAGAGGCUACCUGGAGAAGUUUGUGCUUAAAGAUGAAACUCCAGCAACUGAGGCAGAUCCCUUUCCUGAGCACCACAAAAUGGACAGGGUGAAGAUGUGGUCAGAGGACGCAUUUGGCAUACCACGGCAUGGAAACGACAAGACGGGCGCUCAGGAAGAUGAAGAAAUUACAGACUUCUUCAGGAACAGUGCUAGCUCAUCCCCAUGUGAAACAAUUCAGCUAGAUCAAGGGGAACCAGAAGAAACAAGGGAGGAGACGAAGACUCGGCGUGUAGUUUUCCAGGACGAAGCUGCAAAGGAUGGCAACAGGAUAAGCAAAGUGGGAGAUGGUGUUUUCCUACCUUCAGAAGAGGACAUAGAGCUUGCGGAAGCUUUUUUACCACUUGAUAUCAGUAUGGAGCCAUCAUCGGUGGAAACAAGCUGGGUGACUGUAGACGACAUCGCUGAAUACGCUGUGAAAACUGUUUUGGCCAAGCCAACCAAGUCGGAAAAAGCAAAGAGAGUUAAACCACCUAAAGAAGCUCUCUCAAUCCGACCUCCCCAAAAAGUCAACCCUGUAACACCACGUCCCAAAUCUUUCCUGGACCUGACUCCUCUACUUCCAGCAGAAGCAGAGGAGGAGCCUGAGGGACGUCAAGAACAAGAAAAAGAAUUGGGCACUAGCAAAGUUCCAUCCACUGUUGAAGCUAAAGCAACUGAGGCUACAGGAGAAGCACUGGACUAUGAACUAAUCACCAAGCAAGAGGCAAGUGAAUGUGCCGUGCCUCAGAGAGACUCCCCCAGGGGAGGAGAGCGCUCUGACAAUGGGGGCUUCACUAUGGUGGAAUAUCCCAGUCAGCUGGACAAUCUGUACGAUGCUGUUGAGGCUGAUUACGAGAUUGUAGACGCUCCGGUCUCAUAAUUUAAAAUGACAACAUUCACAAUUUGUCAAUUGCAGUUUUAUAAGCAGGCGCUCCUGAACUGUAUCUGUUCAUGCAUGUACGUUUUGGAAGCAACAGCCCAAAGUGAACCCGAAUUACUCCUGUAUUUAUCUUGUAAUAGAAUAAUGAUCUAUCGAUGUUCAUGGACUUCACUGAACUUUUGUACAAGAGCUGUAAUAUAAACCCACACAGAGACCAUCGUGCAAAUCCUGAUCACUUUCUGCUGAGUACAGUGCUUUGCUUCUGGCUCUGACCAGAUGAUCACUGUGAAAUCUGUUCCUGUUGUUGUGCAGACAAAUGGAUUUACAUAACAAUAGAACUAACCUUCAGUUGUCGCUUUAUUAUUCUAGACAAACGUGGCACUAGAAUUGUUCAGCAUUCAUAAAUGUAUAAUAUAGCGCUGUCCAAAAG
Pygocentrus nattereri (red-bellied piranha) is the source of this 2821-nucleotide messenger RNA. RefSeq names its product cardiomyopathy-associated protein 5. The coding region runs from base 142 to 2391 and encodes 749 amino acids. The transcript is spliced from 2 exons. The record is from RefSeq and is a predicted model, not a curated record. NCBI's taxonomy places the organism in Eukaryota, Metazoa, Chordata, Actinopteri, Characiformes, Serrasalmidae.